Molecule: messenger RNA, 7366 nt
Organism: Musca domestica (house fly)
Lineage: Eukaryota; Metazoa; Arthropoda; Insecta; Diptera; Muscidae
Product: sodium-dependent phosphate transporter 1-A
Exons: 8
Coding region: 1538-3730 (730 amino acids)
Biological process (GO): phosphate ion transmembrane transport
Cellular component (GO): membrane
Molecular function (GO): phosphate transmembrane transporter activity
Source: RefSeq, a predicted model, not a curated record
UUGGCAGUUUGUUUGGUUUGUAACAUCAUCUCGCCAGAGUAACGUAUAAAAACCGCAUAACGUGCUCUAUAUUCAAACUAUAAAUAAUUUGGAUAUAAAAAAGAAAUACAACAUACUCUAAUAACAAGCCGUAGAAGAAGAACAUCAAACAGGAGGAGAACAAGAAGAAGAAGAAGAAAAAAGAAAUAUUCUUCAAAAAAAAAAAAAAAAAAAAAAAGAAAAGGGUUUUUAAAGAGCAAAAAAGAAAUAAUAAAUAAAAACCAAAACUGCAAGUGUUAAUUUUUGCGAAAUCAAAAAAUUAACAAUUUAACAAAACGAAAAAUUGUUAAAAAUUUCUGUUCAAAGAAAAUUUUGUGUGCCGAGAAUUUUGAAGCGAGAAAAAACGUUCAAGUUUUUCCUAAAGUGAAACACAAACAUGGUACUACUUUUCAUGAGCUCAGCAAAAAAGUUAUGCUUUCCUAAACACCAGCAAAACAACAAUAACAACUUAACAACGUUUUACUCAACAUAACAAAGAACUUUUGUUGUAAUUGAAAACCCACUACAUUAAAAAUACCAAUAACAAAAUCAGGAAUCUUCGUAAAAAAAAUUCACGUUUUUUUGAGAGGAACUUUGUUUAGUGUAUAGUUUUCAGUUCACUUUUUUAGGUAUUCACCUGCACUCCCCAUCUAAGAAAUAUCUAUAUAUUAUUGUUAAUUCCAUUUAGUUACUAUUUUCAUUAGAAAAAAAAAAACUAUUUAUAAUUUAUUAAACCCCAUAAAGUCCCGCUUCAUAAAUUAUUUAUAAAAAAAAAAACAAAGAGGCUUUUUUCCCCCCACCACAGACGUUAAUCUCUGUUUACCCCUAAGGCGGUAGAUAAAUUAACGUUAAAUAUAUUUCCAAAAGAAAAAAUAAUUCUAAUUAAAAAAAAAGUAUUUCUUUAAGUAUUCCUGUCGUCAUUUCGGCCAGGUUUUAAAAAAUUUCCCUCAACUGAAAACCCCGAAAAAUGAAAUUUAGCAAAAUGAAAUUUAAGCGCAAAUUUGGUGGCUUAAAUAUUUGAAAACAAAUAUUUAUUUUUCCUAAAACAACAAAAAAAAAAAAUCAAAACAAGCAAAACCAAAGCAAACAACCAUCCUUUCCUUAAACUCCAAAAGAACACAUAUACACUCACUCAAAAUUUCAAUACCCUACCAGCAUUUUUAUUGAAAGUUCGAAAGGAUUUGCUUUUGGCUAAACACCCACUGAUUUUUUUCAAAGUAUUUCCCAAGCAAAAAAAUAUUUAUAAGUUUGCAUCUUUUGUCCGUCUGGCUGUCUCUCGUUCUGUCAUUGAUUUUGUUUUUAAAACAAAACUAAGGAAAUCCUUAACGCCGCUCAUCCUCUCAAAUAGAAAGCCAAGCUUUAUAAUUUAAGUCAUCUCCCAUUACCUCUCGAUAUUCUCUUUUGUUAUUGUCAUCGUUGUUGUUAAUUUUGUAAUACGAAGAAGAAAAACCCAAAACAAGAAAAAAACUACCUGAAAGCAUUUCGCAAAACAAAAGCUCAUUAGCAGAACGUUUUCAUCAUGGAGCCUUUUACACCGGAAGUCCUGUGGAUUGUUAUUGUCGGUUUUAUUAUUGCCUUUGUCUUGGCCUUUGGCAUUGGUGCCAAUGAUGUGGCCAAUUCGUUUGGCACAAGUGUUGGAUCUGGCGUUUUGACCAUACGGCAGGCAUGUGUUUUGGCCACCGUCUGCGAAAUAUCGGGAGCUGUAUUGAUAGGCUACAAGGUUUCAGAUACCAUGCGUAAGGGCAUUCUCGAAGUGGAACUCUAUGAAGGCUAUGAAGAUGAGUUGAUGUUGGGCUGUUUGGCUGCCCUGGCCAGUAGUGCCAUAUGGCUGUUGGUGGCCACAUUCUUGAAGCUACCGAUUUCCGGUACCCAUAGCAUUGUGGGCUCAACUAUUGGCUUCUCGUUGGUAGCCAGAGGCACCCAGGGUUUGAAAUGGUCAACCAUGGGUACCAUAGUUGGUUCUUGGUUUAUAUCGCCGGUCUUAAGUGGUUUAGUUAGUAUUUUGCUAUUUUUGGCAAUACGCAAAUUUAUAUUGAGAGCCGCUGAACCGCUUAAAGCCGGUUUCCGUUCGUUGCCCAUAUUCUAUGGUGUGACAUUUUUCAUAAAUGUCAUCAGUGUUAUGUUGGAUGGACCAAAGUUGCUUUAUAUGGAUAACAUACCCACCUGGUUGGCUGUGACUGUUAGUGUGGCAUUGGGUCUAUUGGUGGCCGUAUUGACUCAGCUGGUGUUGGUGCCUAUGCAGAAGCGUAAAAUUGCCAAACAAUUAAGAUCUAAAAAUCCUGUCAAAUUUCAAUUUGAGGAUUCUGUGGAAUCCUCACCGUCCGGUAGCCCUAAGAAAAAUCGUCGUCCUCUCAGUUUGGUGAGCGAUGGCAAACAACUGCCUGCAAUUGCCGAAAUUACCGAGCUGGUCUCGUUGACAGACAAUUCGCCAAAAACCUUUAAGCUAGCCCCCUUUAAUUUGAACGGCACGAAACCGUUGAACGGCGGCACCACACCCGAUGGCUAUAAAAUCAAUCCGGAAAUCAUCAAAAAGGCCGAAGAUCUCUUGGGCAAAGCCAGUCUGGACAAUACCGAUUUGACUAUAACCAGUUUGAAUUUUAUUGACGAACAGGCCAACGGCAAUGGAAAUGGCUUGAAUGGUCUGAAUGGUCUCCACAAAACGACACCCAAGGAUAAUUUGAAUUCAUUGGAAGCUUGUUUUAAGCCACCACAACAAAUAUCUGCCACUCAGCAAACAAAUGAGCUUCCUAAUCUAAAUGCCAAUGUCAAUGCAACAGCAAAUAACAAUAGCUUACCACCACCGCCACAAUCCGCAUUGAAAGUUUCCGAUACGCUGGACAUGGAUGAAUGUGAUAAGGCAACAGCAAGCUUGAUGCCGAACAGUAUUGAAAAUUCGAAAAAUCUCAAAGUCAUUGAGAGUGGUAGCAGUCUGGACAUGAUGAUUUCCUCAACGCUGUCGCCAAAUUCCAGUAAAGUUCCUUUAAUUGAGAGUAAAGAAGCCAUUAAUGAUUUUAAGAAUCCCUCAACGGAACACAGCGACGAGGAGACGGAAGAAGUUUCAAUGCUAUUUUCAUUUUUACAAAUUUUAACCGCUACAUUUGGUAGUUUUGCUCAUGGUGGUAAUGAUGUGAGCAAUGCCAUUGGCCCCCUAAUUGCUUUAUAUAUGAUUUAUCGUGAAGGUUCUGUUAUGCAAAAGGCCGAAAGUCCCAUAUAUAUUUUGAUAUAUGGUGGUAUUGGCAUUUCUAUAGGUCUAUGGCUAUGGGGUCGUCGUGUUAUUGAAACCAUUGGCAAUGAUUUAACCAAAAUUACCUCAUCAACUGGUUUUACAAUUGAAAUUGGUGCUGCUAUAACUGUACUGCUGGCCAGCAAAGUUGGUAUACCAAUUUCCACGACCCACUGUAAAGUGGGUUCGGUGGUAUUUGUCGGUCAUAUAGCCUCCAAGGGAGCCAAAAAAGACAACAACAACAGCAAUAAUGGUGACACAAAGCAAUCAACAACAGCAACAACCACUAAAACCGAACUAACCAAAGAUGAUAUGCAAGCUUUAGAGAAUGGUCCCGAAACAGCGGCCAAAGGUCAUGGUCAUUCCGAUGGCAGUGUUGAUUGGCAUUUAUUCCGUAAUAUUGCCUAUGCUUGGAUUGUUACGGUACCCGUAACGGCAUUACUGAGUGCAGCAAUAAUGUUUAUUUUAUGUGUGUCAACCGGUGUUUAAGUCAAAGGAAAAACGGAUGGUUUUUAAAUUAUUUAAAAAAAAUAGUACUUAGCAUGCAAACAAGAACAACAAUAGUUUACAACAAUAGAUUAUACAAAAAGAAUACAAAUAAUUGUCAAAGCAGAGUUAAUUCCAUAAUAAAAAGCAGAUAAUAUUAUAACAAAAAGCCUGCUUAGUUUGUAUAACAGUUUUAAUUUGUUUUUAAACUUUUUGUUUGUUUUCUUUUCAAAACUCUGCUCUACAAUUCAGUUUUAAUUUUUCUUUGUAUGAAACUAUAAACCUAACGAACUAUCAAUAUUUUUGUAUAACAGUUUUUGUAUAACACUUUUUAAACACCAGCACCACACCACACCACACCACCCAGGGUAUACAUGUUUUAUGUUAUAUUGUAUUGUUUAAUUAUUACAACUUUCUUUCCCCGUAUUGAACAGAUGAAAUACAAAUUUUUAGUUUUGUUUUAAGAAAACGCAAACAAAUAUUUUUUUUUAAUUUUUUUAAAAUGGCUUAGUGUAAAGCAAACAUUUGUGAUUGUAAUUAUUUGAGAGAAAGGUGGAAUUAUUCAAAAUUUUUAUUUAUAACCAAACAGAAAUUAAUUUUUUGUUGUUAAAUAAUGAAUAUACAAAUUUCUUUUCUUCAGCGACCCAUAGUGAAAUCCGGUGUAGAAUAAUUUCUUUAUGGACAUCAGGUCCCUAAAAACACUUUGUGGCGCUCCAAUGGGCCCUGAGACAAAAAUAUACAAAAAUAACCUAACAUUUGUGUAUCUAAAUUUAAAAUUACUUUUUUCUUGAUAUCUAUUAAUGCUACAGAUUUCCUCUAUUUGGUGGCUUAUAGCAGAAUUUGUUGAAGAAUUUUUCUUCUAUUGACACCUUGCCAUAAAACUAAAGUAUUGUGGGUCAAAUGGCCAGCAAGCUGAAGCUAAUAGGAAAUUUACCCAAAAACUGAUUCAAUUAAAAAAAAGAAUAUUUCGUUGUUAAAUAUCGAUUAUAUAAAUUUCGUUUGCUCAGUGAUCCACUAUGGAAUUCGGUGUAGAAUAAUUUCUCCAUUGACAUCAAGUCCCUAAAAUGCCUUAUUUGCGUAUUAAUUUGAUCUUCAUGGGAUUAAUACAAAAAUAACUUAGGAAUUCGACAUUAAAAUUUGCAGCCACCCUUUUCUAGGUAUCUGCUAGAGCCUCAGAAUCCUUUUUAAAGAAGACUCAUAAUAAAAUUUUCUGUAGAAAAUAUUCUUCAUUGACAGCCAAAGACAGAAAUUAAGUUUUAUGGGUCAAACUGCCAUCAACAUGGAACCUGACCUAAAAAAAUAUUAAAAAAAAAAUUAAUAAAUAAUUAAUAAAAAAUUUAAACCAAAUUAAAAUGAAUAUUUCUUUGUUAAAUAUUGAUUAUAUACAUUUUCUUUGUUCCGUGACCCUCUAUCGAAUUCGGUGUAGAAUAUUUUCUCCAUUGACAUCAAGUCCCUAAAAUGCCUUAUUUGGGUACUAAUUUGCUCUCCAUGAGUUAUACACAAAAAAUAACCUAAAAAUUCGUCAUCAAUAUUUUAAGUCAUCUUUUUCUUGGUAUCUGUUUGAGCUACAUAAUUCUUUUUAAAGAAGACUCAUAAUAAAAUUUUCUGUAGAAAAUAUUAUUCAUUGACAGCCACAAACAAAAAUAAAGUUUUAGGGGUCAAACUGCCAUCAACAUGGAACUUAACCUAAAAAAUUUUAAAAAAAUUAAACCAUACUAAAAUGGGCAUUUCUUUGUUAAAUAUUGAUUAUAUAAAUUUCGUUUGUUCAGAGACCCUCUGUGAAAUUUAGUGUAGAAUAUUUUCUCCAUUGACAUAAGGCGCCUAAAAUGGCUUAUUUGGGUAUUAAUUUGGUCUUUAUGAGAUUAAUACAAAAAUAACCUAGGAAUUCUACAUUAAAAUUUGCAGCCACCUUUUCCUAGGUAUCUGUUAGAGCUACAAACUUCAUUUUAAAGAAGACUCAUAAUGAAAUUUUCUGUAGAAAAUGUUCUUCAUUGACAGCUACAAACAAAAAUAAAGUUUUAAGGGGUAAACUGCCAUCAACUUGAAACCUAACCUAAAAAAAUAUACCAAAUAACCUCAAAAAAUGACUUGCAUUGAGAGUGCAUUUUCUUUGAGUUAGGUUUAAGCUACAGAUAUCUUUUGUAUGGAGAUUUAUAGUGAAAUUUUGUGUACUAUAUUUCUUCCAUUGAUGGUUUUUGUCAAAAACAAUGUUUUGUGGGUAAAAAAUCUACAAAGAGAAAAACCAGUCAGUUUUAGACCCAAAACACUUGGUACGAAAUGUAUGACUUCUUUUGAGGGGGUUAGACUCUAGCUGGAAAUUUCAUUUGUUCCGUGACCUAUAGCCAAAUUCAAUGAGGAAUAAUUUUCUCAUUACAACUUUGGACCAAAACUGAAGUAUUGUGGGUCAAAAUUUGUCCUUUCUACUUGUCGAACUUAAAAAACCACUUAACCUCACUUUAUAUGUUUUAAAUUAAUUUAAAAAAAAAUAAUUUUUUGCAUGAUUUUUUCUUGAAAAUUCCAUUGUUUAUAUCUCUCAACAAAAAACCAUCUUCUUUACUUGCUUUACAUUAGGGCCAUAAUUGUUUUGAGCUUGAAAUACCCAGAAAACAAAAACUGCUUCAAGGUUUUGAGAAAAAACAAAACACCAACUUAAAAUAGAAUUGAACAAAAAAUUUAAAAUAUUUUAACUAAAUACCCAAUAUAAGCCAUAAAAAUUCCUAUUCUCCAAUAAAUUCACACAGCUCUUAAAUGCAAUAACAAGGAAAUAACAACAAAACCCACAGCAACAUUUAACACCUAAUUACAAAGUAAUAAACAAAACAGAUACUGUCGUCAUAAAUAGUUAAGUUCAUUAAAGAAACCAAAAAAUAUUUUUAUUUCUUGGAUAAUAACAAAACAAAGCAUUUCAUUUAUAAAAAAAAAAAACAACAAAAAACGAACAACAAAAACAAGCAAUAGCAUUUUUUGGGUUUUUAAAUGUGAAAAAAAAUACGAGAACGAGACGAAAAUUACUUAGCUUAGCUUUAAAACAAGAAUGUGUAAAUUCUUUUGACAUUUCCAUGAUUUUGUAUUUUUUGUUUUCCCCCAAUACUCUUCCUCAUAAAUAUUUGUACUUAAUUUGUGACUCAAAUUAAAUGGUAAAUUCUAUUGGCUUUUGGGAAUUCUUGAGACAACCAUUUGCCAAUAGGAAUUGCCUGAUCUUGAGAGUCUUCAAACAUGCCGUUUUUUCGAAAUAUUUUUCCUUUUUUUAUUUUUCAAAUCUGUGUCUAUUUUUCUAUACAACAUUGAAACAAAAUCAACCACAAAUUUAACAAGAAAAAAUAAUAAUAAAAAAGAAACUGAAAAUAAUUGAUAUUAUCGCAUAAGUGAUUGCAUACAAUUAAAUGGUUAAUUAAUAUUAUUAAAUAAUUGUAUUGUAUUAAUUAACUAUUAUUAUUAUUAAUAUUAUACAAACAAAACAAACUAUUAAAACAAUGAUUGUAAAAGGAAAGAAAAGCAAAAUGCAAAACAAAACAAACAUGGAACGAUAAUCUCAAGAAUCAUAGAAAGGAAGAAGAAACAAAAAAAGAAACCUAUGUAAAAUGAAAAUUAUAAUAACUGUUUAUUAACAUAACACGAAGAAGAAGAAGACGAGUAAUU